Drosophila eugracilis is the source of this 1385-nucleotide messenger RNA. Its product is annotated as spaetzle-processing enzyme-like. Gene Ontology annotation, molecular function: serine-type endopeptidase activity. The transcript is spliced from 3 exons. Bases 211 to 1329 code for a protein of 372 amino acids. Gene Ontology annotation, biological process: proteolysis. The record is from RefSeq and is a predicted model, not a curated record. Lineage: Eukaryota; Metazoa; Arthropoda; Insecta; Diptera; Drosophilidae.
UCUAAAUUGCUAUUGCUUGCUUGUUAAUGAACAACCUUUUGGUACCAUAAGACCAAACAAAACACAUAAUUAUCAUUUAUAAAUUAUAAGGUCUUAAACAAAGAAGUGCCCCAAAAAAUGCUAAAAAUAACAGAUAAUUGGUAGAUAAGAUGCUGAUAAGACUGAUGCUGCUAGGAAAGCAUCAUCUGAUAGUCAGUCAUCAUAACAAUCAUGAUCUCUGGAUUGAAAACACGUACUUUGCUCGGUCUCCUGGCACUACUUGUUUCAGACGCCAACAGUGUGGUUUGUCCAUACUAUGAGGAAUGCAUCCGAAUGGACGAAUGUUUAACGCUUAUGCCCUAUCUUGCGGGUACAAGGGAAAGAUCAUCGGAGGUGAUGAAUAUGUUACGAAGAAGAACGUGCUACUUUAAUCCGUGGGCCAGUAAUGGACCCUUAGUGCAUAGGUGGUUCGUUUGCUGUCCAUUGCCAGGGGAUAUUUUACCAAAUACAGACAUAUGCGGACAAAGACCGUCUACGGAUCGAGUUAUUGGUGGCAAAGAGGCGCCGAUCAACGGUUAUCCAUGGCUGGCCGUGCUUCUCUAUAGAAAUAAUGAAACCCACGAGCUGUUUAAGCAGCCUGGUUCAUUGUGUAUAGGUUCGCUGAUCAACAAUCGAUACGUCUUGACAGCAGCUCAUUGUGUAAUUGGAGAAAAUAUUAAAAAACAUAAAUUAGAUCUUGUUGGUGUUCGUUUGGGCGAACAUGAUCUUUCCACUAAUCCAGACUGCCAGAAAGGUGCAAAUGGUAAAAGACAUUGCGUCUCACCUCAUUUGGAUAUCCAUUUGGAGGAAAUAAUUAUUCAUAAAUACUACGCGACUGAGGAUGGAAAACAUUACAAUGAUAUCGCCCUUCUGAGACUUCUAUUGCCAGUAACCUAUACAAAAGAAAUUCAACCAAUUUGUAUCCAGCCUAGCCCACGCAAUUCCAACCGUUUCUUCGUUGAUCAACCUUUGGAUAUUGCUGGUUGGGGUAAAUCGGGAUCGGACACUUCUAAAAAUAUACUGUUGCAGAGCACAAUCUUUGGAAUGGAUCCGCAUAACUGCUCAGAUCGGUAUCCAAUUUUAGGAAUCAAUAUAUGGACUCAUCUAUGUGCCGCCACUCACGAUGGAACGGAUACUUGUCAAGGCGACUCUGGCAGCCCCCUAAUGGCCACUGUAGGCCGUGGCUUUGAAGAGUACACGUACUUAGCCGGCAUCUCUUCGUAUGGCUCCACAAUUUGUGGAAUAGGUCCAUCUGUUUACACUAGGACCGAUAAUUACAUUGAUUGGAUUAAGUAUCACAUCAGACAAUAAUAAUUUACAGCCAACAACAACAAUAUUUUCAAAGCACAAAACUUGUUAAUUGACCU